Molecule: messenger RNA, 624 nt
Organism: Fraxinus pennsylvanica
Lineage: Eukaryota; Viridiplantae; Streptophyta; Magnoliopsida; Lamiales; Oleaceae
Source: the annotation of a GenBank genome assembly
AUGAUGUUUUCUAUGCCAAAUUCUGAUGAAGGAGGGGAUAUGGAUAUGUAUUCGUAUUCUGGGGAUAUGUAUUCUUUCACUUCAUCUUCUUCGUCUUCCGUUGAUUGCACUCUUUCUCUAGGCACGCCUUCUACUCGUGUCAGUAAUGAGAAGGAAAAGCGACGCUCUAACCUCGGCUGGAAUAUGGCGGCGCCGGCUUCGUCAUCCAACAGAAACCACCGUGGUGGAAGUAACAGCAACGUCAAUUCCGGCGGGGACCCGCUCUUGGCUCGGCGUUGUGCGAAUUGUGACACCACUUCUACUCCCCUCUGGAGGAACGGUCCAAGAGGCCCUAAGUCACUUUGCAAUGCUUGUGGGAUUCGUUUCAAGAAGGAAGAGAGGAGAGCGUCAGCAGCCACCGCCGGUGCCACCCACAACGGCGGUGCUGAACACCAAGUUUUGGACAGUUCAUGGAUUCAUCAAAACUCACAAACCCAGAAUAUGCCUUACUUUUCUUCAUCAUACAGUAAUGAGUUCAGAUUCAUUGAAGAUGAUGACCGUGACUCUGAUACGGGGACGCCCUUCCUCUCUUGGCGUUUCAACGUAACAGACAGGCCCAGCCUCGUUCAUGACUUCACAAGAUAG